AUGGGUUUGGGGACUAUUUGGUUAAGAUGGAUGGAAGGUUGUGUCUUUACAAGUUCUAUGUCGAUCAUGGUUAACGGAAGUACUACUAAGGACUUUACGGUUGAGAAAGGAUUACGUCAAGGUGAUCCUUUGUCACCUUUCUUAUUCGUCUUGGUGAUGGAAGUUCUUACGGCAUUAAUGAACAAGGCAAUAGAUAUUGGAGAGUUUAAGAGAUUUAAGAUAAAAGAUGGAAUAGAGGUAAACAUGCUUCAGUUUGCAGAUGAUACCGUCAUUGUGGCGGAGGGAGAUUCGGAAAAUUUAUGGGCAUUGAAGAUAAUUUUCAGGGGUUUUGAGAUGAUGUCCAGUUUGAGGGUUAAUUUCCAUAAAAGUAAUAUUUACGGGAUUAACGUUGGUGAUUGUUACCUCGAAGCGACAUCUCUUUUUCUUUCUUGCAAGGUCGAUGUUCUUCCGUUCAAAUUUCUUGGAGUUUGGGUGGGAGAUAGUCCGAGGAAGUUGUCUAUGUGGCAGGAGUUAAUCUCUAAUUUUAAUAGAAGGUUGGCAGUGUGGAAAGGGCUGCACCUCAAUAUUGCGGGUCAGAGUAAGUUUUUAUGGAAUGGGGGUGAUGCGAGGAGAUUGAUACAUUGGGUUUCUUGGGAUAUCGUUUCCAAGCCUAAGGAAGAAGGUGGGCUUGGAGUUAAGAAUGUGGAGGUGAUGAAUAUUGCUUUAUUAAGUAAAUGGAAAUGGAGAAUCUUAAUGGAGGAUGAACCGGUAUGGCGCGCUAUUCUUGAUGCUAGAUACGAAAAUGUCAAAUGGAAGGUCCUCAUUGGCGACAUUUCCGUCGUGGAGAAGAAUGACUCAAUAUGGAGGAGAGACAUCCUUAUUUCUAACAAUUAUUUGUUGUUGCAGGAACCCUCUUUCGUGGCUGUUGUGCACUGUUUGGUUGGGGAUCGUUACAAUGUCCCAUUUUGGUACAGUUGCUGGGAAAAAGGGCAAGUUUUAAUCCAGGCCUAUCCGAAGUUGUUUGCUCUAGCACGAAAAGAUAAUAUGAUAGUGGCUGAAGCGGGCUCGUUUACGGAUGGGGGCUGGGAAUGGAGUACCGAUUCUGUUUUUACGGACAGCAGCAGCAUUCCCAACAGACUGUUGGAGGAUCUUUUUGACUACAUCACGCCGGUUACGCAGCGGCUGGAUGUUGAGGACAAGUUCGUGUGGAGCAGUAGUGGGCAGCAGGUUUUCACAGUAAAAUCUUGUUAUGACACUUUCAAAUCGAAGCUCUCCGGACCCCCUCUCAAUACUCGCAUGGUCAAAGCUUUCAAGCACUUAUGGAAGGUAAAAGCACCGCCCAAAAUUCUCUUUUUCGGUUGGAGGAUUAUUCAUAAUAAUAGACUUUCAACCAAAGAUCAAUUACACAAGCGCGGUAUGUCGGAUGUUAGUAGAGAUCUCAACUGUGUUUUUUGUCUUUCAGAAGAAGAAUGUCCUUCGCAUCUUUUAGGAGGGUGUGAGGUUGUAUCAAAGGUUUGGAAGAAGGUGUACGAGUGGAUGGAUUACGGCGAGGCUUUAACCUUGGAAGAGUUCAACGAGUUUUUCUUUGUCAUGGAGAAGGUUGAUGUUGAAAUGUCGCAUAUCUGGGGAAACUUGUCGUAUUUCCUACGGAUGGAAUUUAAAAUUACUAAGAAAGGUAUGUUGUUACAUCCAAGAAAAUAUGUCAAAGAAAUGCUCAAGAGAAUCUGGAUGGAUGAUUCAAAUCCUGCGUCCUCUUAUGUCGAAUCAAAUAUGAAACUGGAGAAGCAUGAAGAGGAAGACAAUGUCGAUGUUACUUUGUUGAAACAAAUUAUAAGGUAUUUAAGGUAUGUGUGCAACAGUAUACCUGAUAUAGGCUUCUCAGCUGGAUUGGUGAGUAGAUACAUGGAUGAACCAAAUGUGUCACAUAUGAAGGUUGGAAGAAGAAUCCAAGGAUACCUAACAGGGUCGACAAUCCCACGGUACUCGAGAAAGCAAUUGUAG
Molecule: messenger RNA, 1980 nt
Organism: Vicia villosa (hairy vetch)
Lineage: Eukaryota; Viridiplantae; Streptophyta; Magnoliopsida; Fabales; Fabaceae
Exons: 3
Coding region: 1-1980 (659 amino acids)
Source: RefSeq, a predicted model, not a curated record